CUCGACGGUAAUCUGAUCAUCGCUCACGGACAGAGAGAAGGUUCUCCGCUUCAACAGUGCUUGAACGGCAACCUCAUCUUCUGUCUUUCAUCGCAAUCACUUCUUUAAAUCCGACUCUCUAAUCAACACAGAAAUCUCUUACAUCGCUGAAAAAGACGCUUAAAUUACCGCUUUUUAAGAUUUCCAGCAAAACUAAACUACACCAGCGAAGCAACAUGAGCUCUCAGGUGAGACAAAAUUUCCACCAGGACUGUGAAGCCGCCAUCAACCGGCAGAUCAACCUGGAGCUGUACGCCUCCUACGUCUACCUGUCCAUGUCGUAUUACUUCGACCGAGACGAUCAGGCUCUGCACAACUUCGCCAAGUUCUUCCGCAAGCAGUCUCACGAGGAGCGUGAACAUGCUGAGAAACUGAUGAAACUCCAGAACCAGAGGGGAGGAAGAAUUUUCCUGCAGGACAUCAAGAAACCAGAGCGUGAUGAGUGGGGCAGUGGUGUGGAGGCUCUGGAGUGCUCACUGCAGCUGGAGAAGAGUGUCAACCAGUCCCUACUGGACCUGCACAAGCUGGCCACUGACCGCAACGACCCUCAUAUGUGUGACUUUGUUGAGUCUCACUACCUGGAAGAACAGGUGAAGUCCAUAAAGGAGCUCGCUGAUUGGGUCACUAACCUGCGGCGUAUGGGGGCUCCUCAGAACGGCUUGGCUGAAUAUCUGUUUGAUAAACACACACUGGGCAGUGAGAGCAGCUAAAUCUUCUCCACAACACCUUCACUAGACGCCGUUCUGCCUCCUACAAUUAUUACUACACUUCUUUUUACCAGACGGUGGUCCAGUGAAGAGCUCAGAGUUUCUGCUCCACGCUUCAACUCGCUUCCUUCUGCUUCUUAGUCAUGUAUCUGUAAAUGCUGAGUUAUUGCUCAACUUCUAUUCCAAACAAAUAAACAAAUUUCCUGUA
Silurus meridionalis is the source of this 954-nucleotide messenger RNA. RefSeq names its product ferritin, heavy subunit. Gene Ontology annotation, molecular function: ferrous iron binding; ferric iron binding. Bases 216 to 749 code for a protein of 177 amino acids. The transcript has 5 exons. The record is from RefSeq and is a predicted model, not a curated record. Gene Ontology annotation, biological process: intracellular iron ion homeostasis; iron ion transport. Lineage: Eukaryota; Metazoa; Chordata; Actinopteri; Siluriformes; Siluridae. Gene Ontology annotation, cellular component: cytoplasm.